AUGGUGUUUACGACAGAUCACAAGGAAGAAGGUGCAAACGAUGGCUUCUUCCACAAGCUGAAGAAGCCGUUCCGCGAGCUCGAGGAGAAGCUCGAGGGAACUCACCUUCACGAUGCCAAAGUUCACCUCACCCACAAGAAGCAUCAGAUUGGCAAGCUGGCUAACCUUUUCAACGCGAACCACCGCCACGAUGAAGAGCACGAAAAGGCCACCGACGAAAAGCGAGCCAAAAUCGCCGAAGAGCACCGCUUCACAUCCUUCUUCCCCGAGCGCGACGGAAACAUGAUCAAGUGGUACGUGGACGGUCGCAACUACUUCUGGGCCGUCUCCGAGGCGCUCGAGCAGGCCAAAGAGACCAUCUACAUCGCCGACUGGUGGCUUUCGCCAGAGCUGUUCCUGCGCCGUCCGCCUCACUUCAACCAGGAAUGGAGACUGGAUCAGGUCCUCAAGCGACGCGCCGAGGCUGGAGUCAAGAUCUACAUCAUUGUUUACCGUGAAGUCGAGGCCGCUCUGACUUGCAAUUCCGCACACACCAAGCACGCCCUGCAGGCCCUCUGUCCCGAGGGUACCCCGGGUUAUGGCAACAUCAGAGUCAUGCGCCACCCCGACCACAACGUCUUUGAGAACGCCGCCGACAUGACCUUCUACUGGGCCCACCACGAGAAGUUCAUCGUAAUCGAUUAUGCCAUGGCCUUCAUUGGAGGUCUUGACCUUUGCUUCGGCCGCUGGGAUACCAUGACCCACCCUCUGGCUGAUGCUCACCCCGAAGGUGUGCAGAACGAGGUUUGGCCGGGUCAGGACUUUAACAACAACAGAAUCAUGGAUUUCCAGAAUGUCCAGGACUGGAAGCAGAACGAACUGAGCAAGGCGCAAUACGGUCGCAUGCCCUGGCACGACGUCGCUAUGGGUGUUAUUGGCCCUUGUGUCUACGAUAUCGCGGAGCACUUUGUCCUGCGCUGGAACUUUGUCAAGCGCGACAAAUACAAGCGUGAUGACCGAUUUGACUGGAUCCAGAUGCGAGGACGUCUGGAUGAGGAUGAGGAUCUUGUCGGAGUCCAGAGGCCUAAGCAUCCUGUUGGAGAGUACAUUAUCCAUCCUCAGACCGACCUUAGCACCAAGAACCUGGACAACCGCGGAACCAUCCACGCCCAGAUUGUGCGAUCAAGCGCCGACUGGUCCAGUGGUAUCCUGACCGAUCACUCCAUUCAGAACGCGUACGCGGAAAUCAUCCGCAAGGCCGAGCACUUUGUGUACAUCGAGAACCAGUUUUUCAUCACGGCCACAGGAGACCAGCAGGCGCCAAUUCACAACACCAUCGGAAAGUCCAUUGUUGAGGCUGUUGUAAGAGCUGGCAAGGAGGGCCGCAAGUUCCGAGUCAUCAUCCUCAUCCCCGCUAUCCCCGGGUUUGCUGGUGAUCUCAGAGACGACGCUGCCACAGGAACCAGAGCCAUCAUGGACUACCAAUUCAAGUCCAUUUGCCGUGGCGAACACUCCAUCUUUGAGCAGUGCAGGGCGCAGGGCGUCGAUCCCAGAAACCACAUCUUCUUUUUCAACCUCCGGUCAUACGACCGACUGAGCCGAACUUCAGCGGUCGAGAAGAGAGAGAAGGACACUGGAGUCAAAUAUCUGGAAGUUCAGCGCGCCCAGGCCGAGGAGGUCAUGGGUAGUGGCAUUCAUGGCACCCGCGAUCCCGUUUCGACUGAACGCGAUGAGCACAUGGGCUCUAUGAACGACCAGACCGGAAGAGGACGCCCCCAGGAGGCCGUGAACGCGCUCGAUGCCAAACGAAAGUUCGAGCAAAGCUUGGGAGAGAACGGGCAUCAGACACAUUCCUCAGUCGCGCACCACGCCAUGGCUAACUCGGGCUCUGUCGAGGACGAGAUUUGGGAUGACGAGGAUCCCGAGACUGAAAUCCGUAACUGGAUUCAAGAGGAGCUCUACAUUCACUCCAAGCUCUUGAUCGUUGACGAUCGCAUUGUCGUGUGCGGCUCCAGCAACCUCAACGACCGCAGCCAGCUGGGUUACCACGACAGCGAGUUGAGUAUCGUCAUGGAGGACACGAAGCGCGUGCCCAGCACGAUGAACGGCCAGCCGUACGAGGCCGGAUGGCACGCGGCGUCUCUUCGUCGCUACCUGUGGCGUGAGCACCUCGGUCUCUUGCCAGACCAGCCCCUGGACGCUUCGGAGGAUAUCAACGCCCGGCCGCCAGGCGAUGACGCGCCCAACGACCCAUGGGAUCGCGAUGAGACGUGGAAGUUCGUUGAGGAUCCCCUCAACGAUGACAUGUGGAACAUGUGGACGACGAACGCGACGAGGAACACCGAGUUGUACAGACAUCUCUUCCACGCCGACCCCGAUGACCACAUCAAAACCUUUGAUGACUACGACAGAUAUCUGCCGCCCAAGGGACUCAAGUCCGGCCACAUCUUUGACCAGUUCAUGCCUGCCGCUGAUGCCCGCAAGAAGAUUGACCAGAUCAAGGGUCACCUUGUGUGGUUCCCGCUCGACUUCCUGCGAGACGCGGAAAUGGCCGAGAAGGGCCUGCAAGUCAACCAGGUCACGGAGAGUAUUUACACUUAA
Molecule: messenger RNA, 2580 nt
Organism: Colletotrichum karsti
Lineage: Eukaryota; Fungi; Ascomycota; Sordariomycetes; Glomerellales; Glomerellaceae
Product: phospholipase
Exons: 3
Coding region: 1-2580 (859 amino acids)
Biological process (GO): cell motility; phosphatidic acid biosynthetic process; intracellular signal transduction
Molecular function (GO): D-type glycerophospholipase activity
Source: RefSeq, a predicted model, not a curated record